Molecule: messenger RNA, 3735 nt
Organism: Strongylocentrotus purpuratus (purple sea urchin)
Lineage: Eukaryota; Metazoa; Echinodermata; Echinoidea; Camarodonta; Strongylocentrotidae
Exons: 2
Coding region: 574-1659 (361 amino acids)
Source: RefSeq, a predicted model, not a curated record
CUACGCGUAAAAACACAUGUUAUACCCCUAUAGAGAUAUACUCUUUGUCUUUGAUGACUCACUAAUAAAUGCCCACUCCACUUUAGUUAGUAAAUGCCCACCCCCUUUGUUCCUAACUUUGUAUUGUUUAGUAAGUUUAUAUGAGUUUGCUAUGUCCAGUGAGCACAAAGAAACUCUAUUCUCAGAAGUACAGGCUAAGGAUUAAUCUCCCCAGUUUAGUAAACAUUACCCUACCAGCAUAAAUGGACGAACUUGGAGAUUAAGACUUGAGCAGGGAUCGGUCAGCAUGCAUAGUGUACAACAUGUGUCAUUCUACAUUUUGAGUGAGCACUGAGUACACCAACUGACUUGUUUCUCCUCAUCUUUGAUUAUUUCCAGUUAUUUACAGUAACCAUCCCUACACGCCAUGGGGGUGUAACAUUUUGGAGGCACUGCCCGGAUGAUGUCACCAGUCUUGAUGUUCUCGAUGGACUAAAGCUGCAAGUCAUCAUCCUAUGAGACGAGCGGGGUAGACUGACCUGAUCCAGACCAAGCCGCUUCUCACCAACUCCUACAGUAGCCGGAGCGUCAAGGAUGGAGGACCUUAUAGAUGAUGUCACCAAGGGACUAAAAGGGUGCAGCAUAGAGGGACUCAUAGACGUGUUGACGACCCUGGGAUUGCCAGAGGAUAAGGUGAGUGUAGGUAAGGAAAGGGGUAGGUCAGAGCUCGUGAGGCUUGUUAAAAAGCAUCUGUACAGCGACGAGAUGGCGGACAGCGAAGACCGUGGAGAGGCAACGUGGAAGAUGGUGGCGGACGCCAUUGGUACCAAGGGUGAGGUAAUGGAAACCAAGCAAGAGACGGAGGUAGCCUCAUCCCCAUUGACCAUUGGUAGGGCCCAACCGGAAACGACGCCUUGGCGAAGGGAAUUCAAGAUUUCCGGUCAGGUUGGGGAGGCAGGACAGAGGGAGAGGCUAAGCUUUAUGAGCCUCAUCCAUCAGAUCGAGCGGGGAAAAGAGAGGGGAUAUGCAGAUGAGGAGAUCGUUGACGCUGUGAUUCGAGCAAUGGCGCCUGGUCUGACCCUAAGGGCGUAUCUCGAGUCGAAGCCCCAGCUCAAUCUCCCCACCCUCCGUCGGCUCAUCAGAUCACACUAUCAAGAAAAAGAGGCCAUGGAGCUGUACCACGAAUUGAGUAGGGCUGCACAAGGUCAGAGGGAGUCGGCCCAUGAUUUCUUGUUAAGGCUGCUCGCCCUGAAGCAAAAGAUUAUGUUUGUGUCAAAGGAGGCCGGCUCGUCAUUUCAUUACAACGGUUCUCUAGUGGAGAAUAUGUUCAGGCACUCUGCCUUGACUGGCAUAUUGAAUGAGGGGAUACGGAAUGAUAUGAAGCCCUACCUGAAUGACUCAGCAGCCAGCGACGAGGACCUCUUAGAAAAAGUCAACCUCUCCGCCAAUAAUGAGACGGAGCGGCUAAAUAAGCACAAGAGGAGGACGCCAGCCCAAGUCAAUACCGUACAAGAAACACCAGAGGCCAAAAUUGACAUGAACAGCAUACAUAAGGAGAUCAAGGCUUUGAUCAGGGCAGAGAUUGCAGCCAUCCGAGAUGGGAAUCCAGCUCCUGUUCGUGAAAGCACGGCCCAGCGAGACAACGUCACCCUCCUUCAAGGCUCACCUACGACAGUUUAGGAGAUCCUACCCUUCAACCAAUUCAACCAAACCUGAUGCAUAUUCCAGCUACACUGAACGACCAGCAUCAGUUUGUCUCCCCUCUUCCUAAUAAUAAGUCUCACGUUGCUCCUUUCAUGCCCCAGACCUUAUCUAUGCCUUAUCCUCCCCCACAUGAUAUGUUUUUUCAGUAUCAAUUAUUUAACCAAAGCUCUGGCCAGGUACCACGCAACCCACCACUACCAAUCCCAGAAGUGCAGCAGCCAGUGGGACCAGCAUCGCAGCCACCCGGGCCAACACCGCAGUUGAUGAGACCAGCAAUGACUAAGAGCAUGAGUGUAGCUAAGAGGCUACGUCACCGGUAGGAGGUUGAAAUUAAAUGUACAGAAAAGUUUCACUGAAGAUGUAUAACUGAAAAGUCUAAAUGCAAAUUAAUAUACGUAUAGAUGUUGAGAUUCCAAAACAGAAACUUUAAUGAGUCUACAAGAAGAAGCACUACGUAGUGUAACAGGAUAGGAGAUAACCUUUGCAGCAUUUGACAAAUUAGUACUUAUGUUGUACAAGAGGGUUUCUCAAAGGGUAUGACUCAUUAAUGUUGUCAUAGUUGAUAUGUUAUUAGGGAUAUAUUCUCUUUCUAUUGAGUUAGUAUUUAGGAUCUAUAGAUUCAAGUUGGGACCGUACACCCUGACUUACUUACUUUAUUUGAUAGAUGUAUAUAUAGCAUAACUAUAAUGACUAUGUUACACCGAUGUAACAGUUUGAAGGAAUCAGAGGUAUAUUUUCUUGGUUUAAACAUUGGGAUUUUUUUUUUCCCUCACAGUUAUGACAUUGCUUAAGUGUCAAGUGGACGUUUAUUUUUUUUGGUGGGGGAAGGUGUUAUACCCUAUAGAGAUAUACUCUUUGUCUUUGAUGACUCACUAAUAAAUGCCCACUCCACUUUAGUUAGUAAAUGCCCACCCCCUUUGUUCCUAACUUUGUAUUGUUUAGUAAGUUUAUAUGAGUUUGCUAUGUCCAGUGAGCACAAAGAAACUCUAUUCUCAGAAGUACAGGCUAAGGAUUAAUCUCCCCAGUUUAGUAAACAUUACCCUACCAGCAUAAAUGGACGAACUUGGAGAUUAAGACUUGAGCAGGGAUCGGUCAGCAUGCAUAGUGUACAACAUGUGUCAUUCUACAUUUUGAGUGAGCACUGAGUAUACCAACUGACUUGUUUCUCCUCAUCUUUGAUUAUUUCCAGGUAAGACAAUAUCAUUUCUAUCUAUGUAUUUUGAUAUUAGUAGGUAUACAUGUAUAUUGUAUAUUUUAUGUAUUCAUGCUAAAGUAAUACAUUUUACUAGUAUUCCAUCCAUAGUAUUUAGUAGUUUAGUAGGUUAUUGAACAAGUGAAUUAUAAUGCAUUAAGAUAUAAAGCAUGAUGCGCAGUUAGCUUGUGAACAGUGUAAGUAACUGUCUGUUUGGCUUUCUAUUAGUUAGUUUGUUAUAGAGUACAUAGUCAUUUUGAUGUGAUGAUUAAAAGUGUCAUUACUAGUUUUGAGAUUCAGUUUAGUAGUUUGUUGAACUACAUUUUAAGGUUCAUGUUGUUUCAUAUAGGUUUUACUGGAUGGUAUAAUGGAACUUGUAUUAAAUAAUCCUUGAUUAUUUAAGGGAGUUUACUUGGAUACUGUUUGAUAAUAAUAGUAUGACUUCUUUAUUAGUAUGUAUGUUCAUGAGAACAUAAGGAUAGUUAAAGGAAAAGUCAUGGUUUAUAUGAACAUGGUAUCUUUAAUAUAAACAUGAUCCGGGUUCGUGCUCGGGUUGGUAUGUAAUGUAUAUUGUAACUUGUUAGCGUUUAAGAAUACAUUAAUUCACAGGUAGUAUUUAGCAACUUCAAAGGAACAUCCUUAAGGAUGAAAGUGUUAACAAGUGUGAUGUACAAGACGUUUGAUAGUAAUUAUUAUGGUUAUUUAUCCAUUAGGAUAAGAAGACGGAAAACAUUAUAAUUCUAGAAUGUUUGUUCUUACAAUAUUGCUAUUGUAUGAUGAAUCCUGUUAUUUGUUGAUAUUUAUUAUGGAGAUAAUAAAUGUGUCAUUCUACAUUUUGAGUGAGCACUGAGUACACCAAC